This is a messenger RNA of Apis mellifera (honey bee), 1111 nucleotides long. Its product is annotated as three prime repair exonuclease 2. Bases 73 to 1038 code for a protein of 321 amino acids. Lineage: Eukaryota; Metazoa; Arthropoda; Insecta; Hymenoptera; Apidae. Gene Ontology annotation, molecular function: nucleic acid binding; 3'-5'-DNA exonuclease activity. Gene Ontology annotation, biological process: DNA catabolic process. The record is from RefSeq and is a predicted model, not a curated record. The transcript has 4 exons. Gene Ontology annotation, cellular component: cytoplasm.
CAUUUGACAUAAUUAUAUUUUAAUACACAUGACUAAAAAGAAAUUCAUAUUGCAAUUUUAAAUUCGUUAAAAAUGAUACGAACAUUUAUAUUCUUUGAUUUGGAAACAACAGGAUUAAUAACAAAAAAUUGUAUGCCAAAAGUGACCGAGUUAUCAUUAAUAGCAGUAUCAAGAACUGCUGUGUGUAAUACCAAGGAUUUUUUACCAAGAGUUUUACAAAAACUUAUUUUACCAAUACAUCCAAAUUUGAAUAUUUCAAAAGAGAUUGAAACAUUGACAGGUUUAUCUAAUGAAAAUUUAUGUGAAAUUCAACAUUUUAACUGUGAUGUAUAUAAUUUAAUAAUAAAUUUUAUAAAUCGACAAAAAGCACCAACUUGCUUUGUAGCUUAUAAUGGAAAUAAUUUUGAUUAUCCCAUUCUUUUAUCAGAACUUAAAACUAUUGACAAGAGUUUCAGUGAAAAUAUUUUAAGUAUUGAUAUGCUACAGUUAAUAAAAGACUUCUUUUUACGUGAAGAACCAAUAAAAAAAAUGAAUAACCAAAUUAAUAAUUCUUGUAAUAUUGAAGUUAGUACUUUAUUAAAUGAUGGUUAUGAUAAAAUUUUAUCCGAUGCAUUAGAUUCUAUUAUAAAUACAAAUGAUGAUAACAAAAAUGACACUUUUCUUAAAAUUGAAAAAACAAUGUCUCAUUCUAAUAGUAUAUCUAACACUUCAGAAACUAAUUAUUGUACAAAAAUGCAAGAACUGAAUGAAAAAACACCUAAGAAUCAAAUUAUAAAAAUUCAACAUUCUGAUAAAAAUUUUCAGGACAGAAAAAGAAGUAUAAACGCAAGAAGAAAAUUAGAUUUUACAAAUAGUCAACCAAUAAAUUUUAAAUUAACUAAUGUUUAUAAACAUAUUCUUGGUGCUGAGCCUGAAAAUGCACACAGUGCUGAAGGAGAUUGUCUUAUAAUGAUUCGCUGUGCUAUUCAAUUAGGAAACUUUUUUGUAGAUUGGGCUGAUUCUAAUGCAAUACCUCUAAUUAAUCAUAUAAGUAAAUAAUAUUCAUUUUGAUAUAUUAAAAAUUCUUUUAUUAAUUUUUUUUUUAAUAUAAUACAAAUAUUUAACAAUACAA